AUGAAUAGUAUGGAUGAGUUAAAGGGGGAACUAUGCCUUUAUCACUUUGAUGAGCUUGAUUGUUCUUCAACUAGUUGGGUCCAGAGGCUUGAUUUUCUUCUCAAUCCUUUUGGUAUCUUCGAGUAUGCUCGAAGUUUGAAAGCUGAGGGUAAUACCUUUUACAGAAACAAUGACUUUAAGUCAGCAAUUGCACAAUAUAGUCAAGCCAUCAAGUUCCUGUUUUUUGCGAACGUUACUAAUGAGGAGGACAAGUCUGUGUUUUUAAGCCUAGCUUUAGCUAUCAAUCUGAAUUUGGCUGCGUGUUUUAUCAAGAAAAAGGAUUUUAAGAAAGUAGGUGAGUUAUGCUCUCUUAUUUUAAUGUAUGACGCUACCAAUGCCAAAGCUUAUUUUAGGCGAGCUGUUGCAGCUCUGGAACUUAGCCAACUCGACAUAACAUUAAUAGAUAUUAUCCAACUCUUAAAUUCCACCAAUAUAUUGGAGAAUUUCAACAAAAAUUCAAUGAAGUAUCGUCAGUGUUAG
Messenger RNA from Beta vulgaris subsp. vulgaris (sugar beet), 519 nucleotides. RefSeq names its product peptidyl-prolyl cis-trans isomerase FKBP62-like. The record is from RefSeq and is a predicted model, not a curated record. Gene Ontology annotation, molecular function: protein binding. The transcript has a single exon. Lineage: Eukaryota; Viridiplantae; Streptophyta; Magnoliopsida; Caryophyllales; Amaranthaceae. The coding region runs from base 1 to 519 and encodes 172 amino acids.